AGAGCGAGACAGCCGGGAGAGAGCGAGACAGCCGGGAGAGAGAGCAGGACUUAGUCUGAUCACCGGUCACCAUCUCACUAAACCAUGACAAGGUAUUACACGCGGAUUAAACGUCGCCGACAGUACAGCUGGCUUGGAAUACCACUUAACAAGGACAGAAAAGUACAGAACGUUCAAUAUGGGGGACUUUCUAUCAAGUCAGAUGCUAGUGAGGAAGUCACUGUAACCCCAGGAGACUUUGUUCUAAUAGAAGGUGAUGAUGAAGAAAGGCCUUUCGUAGCAAAACUUAAAGAACUCUAUGAUGAUGGUUCUACCAGUGGUUCGAAUAAACAUGCCACAGUACAGUGGUUUUUGCACUAUGAAGAGGUUCCUUAUAGGAAGAGGAAAAUGCUUGGGAGAGAGCCUGAUCCACGAGAAAUCUUCCUCUAUGAUGUUGCUUGUGAGAAUGACAUUGAUGCAGAAACUAUUAUUGGAACAGUUCAGGUUUCACAGCUGAAAGUGGAGGAACCAUUUCCUACUCAGAAGAGCCCAGUACCUGUUCUCUUCUUUAAGUUGUCUUGGGAUGGUAAAGCGUUCAGAGCCUUAACAUCUAGCAUAUGCAUGGGAGAUGAAAAGCAAAAUGGAAUAAAUGUACCCAUAUCUCUGAAAUCCAUGCCAAUGCCACAGUUCUACCCUCUGGAGGGAGAUGUUGCUGAGACACGUCAAAUCACUCAAAGUUCCUCUAAGCCACAAAGAAAUGAAACAGCAGUAGAGUCCGUGCAUUCAGCCUCUAAGAGCUCUCAUUCCAAGGACCGAAGGGCUCAACGAGCUUCCAGCACGUCCAGCACCCCUGGAGCCAGGAAAAAACUGCAACUCAACAGUCCAACAAAGUCUUCAAAUGCCAAGCCAAUUCACCUGGACGUUUUGAUUGAUGACAAUGAAUUGAAGGUUCGUGAACCCACUGCUCCUAAGAGAAAGGUUGCAUUCAGUGGACUGCCCGACUCCCCACCAAAAAGGGCCCUUUCCGAAGAUACAUCCAAGAUUAUUAUACCAUUAAAAACCAACCAGGAAGGACAAAAACUAAGCCUCAGUGUGAGACUUACACCACUAAAGCACGCAUUAAAUGAGGAACAAGGGGCUGAUAAAGUUAUGGGUACAGAUGUGGAUGGAAUUACCAGGAUUACGCGGUCUAAGACACCACAGAAGGUGCUAUCCACACAAGAAAAAUAUUUGCCCCAGCUCUCUAAAAGGUUAGGAGAACAGAAGGAUAACGACACUCCACGUUCUCAGAGAAAAUCUGCUCGUGAAAGUUCCCUCCGAAUCCGUAAACAGCUAAAUGAAAUGGCAAACCGUGAUGGAGAAGACCAUGAUGAGGAUGACGACUUAUUCUCUAUUGAAGAUCAGUGUGUGUUAGUUAGCAGUGGUGAGAGUGAGGAGGAGGAGAAGGAAGAGACAACUUCUCCCAAAAGAUCAAGAACACGGAGAACAGUACCCAGAACACCAACUUCAUCCCGAAAAACGCCUGCAAGGACCCCAAAUAAAACGCCUGUAUCCAGAACACCUCAUUCUGCAACUCCCAGAAUUCCAGAGAGGAACCAGCCUGUACAGACACCUGCCAAUGUUUUAGAAGAGGCCAGGAUUAGGUUAGGAGAACAGAAGGAUAACGAUACUCCACAGACUCCACGUUCUCAGAGAAAAUCUGCUUGUGAAAGUUCCCUCCGAAUCCGUAAACAGCUAAAUGAAAUGGCAAACCGUGAUGGAGAAGACCAUGAUGAGGAUGACGACUUUGUCCCUAUUGAAGAUAAGCGUGUGUUAAUUAGCAGUGGUGAGAGCGAGGAGGAGGAGGAGGAGGUGGAGGAGGAGAAGGAAGAGACAACUUCUCCCAAAAGAUCAAGAACACGGAUAACAGUACCCAGAACACCAACUUCAUCCCGAAAAACGCCUGCAAGGACCCCAAAUAAAACGCCUGUAUCCAGAACACCUCAUUCUGCAACUCCCAGAAUUCCAGAGAGGAACCAGCCUGUACAGACACCUGCCAAUGUUUUAGAAGAGGCCAGGAUAAGGCUCCAUGUCUCUGCUGUGCCAGAAUCUCUGCCCUGUAGAGAACAAGAGUUCCAAGAUGUGUAUAGUUUUGUGGAGAGCAAGCUGAUGGAUGGCACAGGGGGGUGUAUGUACAUUUCAGGAGUCCCAGGUACAGGGAAAACUGCCACUGUGCACGAGGUAAUCCGUUGUCUGCAACGAGCUGUGGAAGAGGAAGAAACCUUACGCCCCUUCCAGUUCAUAGAAAUCAAUGGCAUGAAACUGACCGAUCCUCAUCAGGCUUUUGUGCAGAUUUUAAAGCUCCUUACUGGACAGAAAGCCACAGCUGAGCAUGCAGCAGCCCUGCUUGAGAAGCGUUUCAGCACAUCUGCCUCUAAAAGAGAGACCACAGUGCUGCUAGUAGAUGAGUUGGAUUUGUUGUGGACCAGGAAACAGAAUGUCAUGUACAGUUUGUUUGACUGGCCAACUCGAAAACAAGCCAAGCUGAUCGUUCUUGCAAUUGCCAACACCAUGGACCUACCGGAGAGGAUCAUGAUGAAUCGUGUUGCAAGCAGACUGGGUCUCACCAGGAUGUCCUUCCAACCCUACACACACAAGCAACUGCAGCAGAUCAUCACGUCUCGACUUAAUCAUGUCAAAGCAUUUGAUGAUGAUGCAAUCCAGCUGGUUUCCCGAAAGGUGGCAGCGUUGUCUGGCGAUGCACGCCGCUGUCUGGAUAUCUGCCGCAGGGCCACCGAGAUCUGUGAGUUCUCCUGCAAGAAGGAGAAGUCGUCAAUCGUAAGGAUGCCACAUGUGAUGGAAGCCCUGGAUGAAAUGUUUUCUUCACCAUAUGUCAUCGCAAUCAGAAGCUCGUCGGUCAUGGAACAAACAUUUCUCAGAGCUGUGAUUGCAGAGUUUCGAAGAUCUGGACUUGAGGAGGCCACAUUCCAAAAAGUAUAUUAUCAAAACAUUGCUCUGUGCCGCAUAGAAGGUAUGCAGCCACCUUCUAUGUCAGAAACGAUGGCCGUGUGCCUAAGGCUUGGGGCAUAUCGUCUCCUUCUAGUGGAGUCUAGCAAAAAUGACUUGCAUAUGAGAGUGAGGAUCAACGUGAGCCAAGAUGAUAUUAUGUAUGCCUUGAAAGAGGAGUGAUCUGCAAUGUUCUAAUGUCCUAGUCUUGUCUUCUAUCAACUGGUUUCAAUGCAAACAAACCUUGUAUAUACUACCCAACUCUACAAGAACUUUUAAGUAAUUUAUAAUAAAGUUUUCUCUGUA
This is a messenger RNA of Pelobates fuscus (common spadefoot toad), 3270 nucleotides long. It is a transcript of the gene ORC1, whose product is annotated as origin recognition complex subunit 1. The record is from RefSeq and is a predicted model, not a curated record. Bases 85 to 3147 code for a protein of 1020 amino acids. Gene Ontology annotation, molecular function: chromatin binding; ATP hydrolysis activity; DNA replication origin binding. Gene Ontology annotation, biological process: mitotic DNA replication checkpoint signaling; DNA replication initiation. Gene Ontology annotation, cellular component: nuclear origin of replication recognition complex. Lineage: Eukaryota; Metazoa; Chordata; Amphibia; Anura; Pelobatidae. The transcript has 21 exons.